This is a messenger RNA of Fusarium odoratissimum NRRL 54006, 2162 nucleotides long. RefSeq lists its product as uncharacterized. The coding region runs from base 46 to 1863 and encodes 605 amino acids. Lineage: Eukaryota; Fungi; Ascomycota; Sordariomycetes; Hypocreales; Nectriaceae. The transcript is spliced from 3 exons. The record is from RefSeq and is a predicted model, not a curated record.
GCGAUAGGCAGCUAUUGAGCUCUCUCAUCAAAGAACGGUGCCACUAUGAAUCUCAAAACUUUUCUAGUCGGCUCCUUGAGCCUCUUCGGUCAUUCGGAGGGAGCAGCGUCCCCCCCGACAUUGAACCUUCCCUGGGGAUCAUACCAGGCUAAACCUCUUGCAUGGGAUAAACAGAUUUACCUGUUUGAGAACGUCCGCUUUGGGUCCAAACCAGUACGUUUCGGUGCAUCUAGUUUCCCAUCAGGACCCGGUGAAAGCGUUCCCGACAACACGGACUGUCUCCAAGUUAACCCCCAAGUACUGAGCAACGCCCCUGGCGGUAAAACUCCCCUCGGCGAUCCUAAUCGGGAUUUUGGCCCCGAUAAUUUCGAGGCAGCUAAGGCGCCUGAUUGGAAUGGAAAUGAAGACUGUCUCUUCCUUGAUGUCUAUGUGCCGCGUUCAGUCUUCGACAACCCCGGUUCCAAGCCACUUCCCGUUACGGUCUGGUUCUAUGGAGGGGCAUAUGCAUUCGGUACCAAGAGGAUGAAGAAGUUGGGUCUCAACAAUGGCCCCCUCUACAGCGGAAAGACCCUGAUCGAAGCCACCGACUACAAAACCAUCUUUGUAGCCGGAAACUAUCGUCUGGGAGCCUUUGGGUGGUUAGCUGGCUCAUACAUGCAGAAGUACGGCCUGCCUAAUGCCGGUCUCUACGACCAGAAUCUUCUCCUCCAAUGGGUUCAGAAGUACAUCAGCCAGGUCCAUGGCGACAAUACCGCUGUCAGCGCAUGGGGAGAGUCAGCAGGUGGCGGUUCCAUUCUCCACCAUCUCAUACGAGGCAAUGGUAAGAAUGAUCCUUUGUUCACCCGGUUCGUCACACAAAGUCCUGCCUUUGAAUGGGCGUGGGAUAAUUCCAAGGACGGUCAGUUGGACCAGGUUUACCAGAACUUCUCAAAGUCACUGGGAUGCAAUGACCUGAACGAUAUUAGCUGUAUCAGAGAUCCAUCGAUCCCGCUGGAUAAGUUGGGCAUGGCGAAUGUCAAGCUUUUUGAGACCGUCAAGCAGACUGGACUUUUCCCCAUUGGACCAUCGGUGGACGGUGCAUGGAUCAAGACGAUACCUACUCUAGCGUUCGCUAAAGGGAAUUUCUGGCCUGGGAUCAAAUCCACCAUUGUCUCUCACUGUGCAAACGACGCUGAGCGCUUUACCCCAUCCAGUGUUGUCGAUAAUGCCACUUUCUACGGAUUCUUGGAGAAGUUCCUCCCAGGCCAGAACUUAGGCUCUGUGAGAGCGAAAAUUGCCACGCAGUAUAACUGCACCACGGACUUCAAAGGAAACUACAGUCUUUGUCUGCGCAAUGUCAUUCGGGACGCAUCCUUCACUUGCAAUACAAGAGAUCUUCUCGACGCGUAUCCGAAGCAGGCAUACGCGAUGAACUACGGCUUUCCGACUGAUAGCUUGGCAUAUCAUGCGUCUGAUCUUAUCCCGCUGUUCGCCAAUGCAGGUAUCGUCGGACAGAUUGCGAUAAUGAUCAAGGCAAUCCUCAAAUGUUCUCUCUGGGAUGCAAACAUAUGGGCAGGUAAGCUGCGCGAUACAAUUAGGGACAGAUAUCUGGGAUACUUUGCGUCGUUCGCGCUUUAUGGAAACACUGAUAGUGACGGGAAAGGGGACACUGGAUGGCCGGUCGUUGAUGGGUCUGGAAAACUCUUUUCGAAAGUUAUGAAGCCUUCGCAAGAUGGAUGGAACCUAGUGCAGGAUGAGCAGAACUCUGAAGACGCUUGCGCCUUUUGGCGUACUAUAGCGCAGGAUCUCGUGCCUAAAUCGGGUAAUUCGGAAUGGAACCUGGAGGAGGUGGAUGUGGAUUCGGACGUGCAAGAGGAACUUUAGAUUGACGGCCCAGUCCAACUUGGUGCACCUGGUCUGGUGGCAUGUUGAGGACCUCGUCGGGGUGGUACCAAGCGAUAUCAACAGAUUUAACUAGCCCUGUCGGAGCACUUGGACUUCAUAGGAACUUCUAAUAAGGCUACAGUGUUCCUCACAGGACUGGCUGUCGCUUGUUUAGGCCUAGUGACUGGUACUCUAGCUUUUACCAGUUGAGCAGUUAGAUAUUUCAUUCGUGCACGUAUUUAGAGCAAUUGAUUUGGGUCUCUUCAUUAAUACCAAUUGCGUCUACUCGUGUAUUCUCC